Molecule: messenger RNA, 5059 nt
Organism: Acinonyx jubatus (cheetah)
Lineage: Eukaryota; Metazoa; Chordata; Mammalia; Carnivora; Felidae
Gene: MAB21L3
Product: mab-21 like 3
Exons: 10
Coding region: 3280-4227 (315 amino acids)
Source: RefSeq, a predicted model, not a curated record
AAAAGUCACGUAGCCAGAGAUUUAUAUCUACAAAGAAAGGUCCUCUUUGCCAACCUGUCCGAGAUCCUGCACUGUGGGACUGCCCUAUAUAUUGGAGCCUUUGCCCACGAGGAAGUAUCUUAGGGAGUCAGGCACUGGUUGUGUUUCAAGAACCCCUAUUUGCCAGGAACGGCACCCAGGUAAAACUAGAAUGUAGUAAUGCACCCUGAGCACAGACUGCUUCCUUCUCCCUGGCCCUAGUGAUGCAUCUGGGAGGCAUCACUGAGCCCUAGCGAGAGAAGAAUUACAGUUUCAACAUUUUGAACAGUGGCAGUGCUGGAGCCACAGGGGGAGGGCAGCCACAGCCACAGACAGAGGGAGGCAAAGCAAGUUUGUGCAUCUGAUGACAUACCUCUGGGGGAAACUUAGAACUGUAGGAGAGGCCCCACCAGAGCAAUUGGAAUCCUAAGUUAAUGAUUACAGUGAAGCAGAAUAAGGCCAAAAACAAGAGGACUCUGGUGAAACCGAAAAUGAGGUGGAGAGAGAAUUCCGCACCGUAGGAAAUUCAGUGAGAGAGAGGCUCAGGUUCUGUUGGUGAAACACUGAGUUUGGACUGACCGGCCAGUGGUAAGCCAAGAGAAGAAGGUUCUGAAAUAUUCUGGAGCACUUGAUAUCAUGCGAAGGGAAUUUUGAAUUACAAAUAGAAGAAAAUGGGAGAGCAAGGCAGUUUUGAGGAGGGGUAGGUUUACGAUAUUUACAUGGACUAUUUCGAUUUGCUACAGUGUUUCACAGAAGGGAUCUAUAGAAGCUGGCACGACCGCUGGGAUUUAUGAGGUGGGUGGAGCAGGGAGCUUGGCGAGGCCCAGAUGUGGCUUCCAGACCUGGCAGAGAGCGGAGGUAUGCAAAUGUGGUGGUUGCGGACAUCGGGCAGCGGAGUAGCCCAGGUGCCCAACAGUUGCUGAGCGCUCCCAGGUGGGUCUGGAAAGACAUUUGCUCAGAAGUGAGCUGGGCUCCCAGAAGCGCUCUAAUUUCUUCAGAUCAUCUGAUAGCAGUCUCUGAUGUUUACCUUCAGGGAGAUCAGGCCAUUGUGAUUUUUUUUUUUUUUUCUGUAAUAAAACUAGCCCCAGCCAGCCAGACUGGGAACUUACUGCCUGAGCUGUUUUCCAACAUGGUUUUGCUGGCAAAACUAGACAAGAGUGUUUCCUUGACUCUCAAGGGGCCUGUUUACACUGACUUUAUUUUUUACUGCCAGUUUUCAAGUGGGAAGAGGGAGAUUAUAUUUAAAGGUCAGCAGAUGACAAGCGAAUGCUCCCAAUUUGGAUAUGAGAGCUGAAGGGAAGAAUUGGGAAGGGAAGUCUCUGGUUCAUGUACACAUUCCCAAGGAAAUUUAGCACUGAGACUGACAUUCCUGGGAAACCAAUUUGCAACUGUUGUCCUCCACUGAGGGACAAACCACAACAUUGCUGCUCUACUAAGGACUGACCGAGAAACCAUGAAAUCCCCGUCUGCAGGAGACUUGGAAGACUACCUACUGAAUAAGAUCUUGCCCAGCAAGUCCUAACGUUAGCACCUCUGUUGUUACCUUUGGAGGGCCGAGGCAUGGAGAACAUCUUACAACGAAGCCCACUGGUAUCCCACAGCCUCGGGAACCCCCCACAGCUGAGUCUUGGGACCUCCUGGAAAUCUUCACAUACAUGCCUGAACAGCCUCCAUUUCUUAGAGAUGUGAUCUCCAAAGUCUGUCACCCUGAAGUCCCCUACGUUCCCUUCUCCACCUUACAGAACAUUGCCUUGUCUCCUAUGCUGUAAAGAAAAUAGUCAUCAGACAGGAAAUGUCUCCCAUUCCUUCACUCCCUACCUUUUAUCUGUGUUUGCACCUGUCUUUCUUUCCUUCUGAUGCACCAAGGUGAAGUGCUCACCAGGUUUCUGGAUUUGCAAGCCCCUCUGGCUGGGAAAUUUUUACUCCACGGCUUCGCUCUCUGCUGCCUCUUCCUUCCGGCUCCUUUCUCUCUGCAUUUAGACAUGUUCAAACCUGUGUGUCAUUUUGAAAAAACCUGUUGGUGUCCCUGUUUUGUUUUACCCCUCCCCUGGCCAGACUUCCUGGAAGAGUUGCUUACCUUGUUACUUGCUUGCCUCACACUUAGUCUUAACCCACUUCAAUCUGGCUUAAUGCCCACCCCUUCCCCGAACACAUUGAUCCUGUUCUAGUUGCCAAACAUGGUGAACAUUUUUCAGGCCCUAUCUUGCUUGGCCCCUUACUGUUGACUUUGUUCUUGAAAUUCUUCUUCCUUUAUUCUCAAGACCUCUUGCUGCUUAUUCUCCCAUUUCACCAUCCUCCUCCAAGGCAAUCCCUUCUCCAACAAUACAGGAGCCAUUGUAGUUCUUCCCUUGUGCUCCUCAUACUAGAUAUCUGCCAUUUUCUCUUUCUAGAACAACCUUCACACCCUUCUCUUUCCAGCUAACUCCUACUCAUCUUUCAAGAUACAACACCACUACACUAUGCCUCCAGAAAGGGCCCCCAGCCUCCAAUACUAGAUGAAAUUUCCCUUUUCUGUGUACCCAUAGUAUCCUGUGCAAACCUCUACCCAGCACUAGAUUGCUGUGACUUUAAUUUCCAGUUUAUUUGUCUUGCUUUGUCUGUAAACCUCUUGACACGUACGCACAGUGUUCAACAAAAUGGGUUGAAUGGAGUUGAAUCACAACACAAAGAAUUUCUACACUGCUGAGGACCCUUCAUCAUGGGCUGCUAAACACGUUCUCCUUUAUGUUUGGCAUGGCAAAUGAUCUAUCCUCUCUGUGACCACCUUUCCUCUUCCACCUGGACACUCUGGAAGAUGCAGAAUCUUGAUAGUUUGCAGAUGUUCAAGGUGGACUUGAGGCGCCAGCAGAUCUCGCAGAUUGUGGAGGAGGUACAGAGGGUCGUCCACCAUCUGACCACAGAGAUCAGCCUCCAAGACCUCCGAUUUCAGGCCGUCCCUUACUCUGACACAUACAAUGGGAACAUUAAGCAUAGUGUGUGGCCCAUGGCGGACACCCAGCUUCAGUGAAUAAAUGGAUAAGCAGAAGAAAUAGCACCCGAACAGAAGACCAUUACUGGUCCAGGACGUUUCAAGGUUGUUGGCCACAAGGACCACCCACAAGAUUCUGGAACCUGUGGAUUUGGGAAGUCAUGUGGAUCCAUCAUCUAAAGGAUCACACUGUUGAUCUCUGAGAAUGAGACGGAGUUUGCUGCUCACCCCCGAACUGCCCAGUGACAGGGCCCUGAGCAAAGGUUAACCAAAUACCGCUGUCAGAACUUUCCAUGAAAGGGAGGUGGCUCUUCCAGUGUGCAGCUGACUGGUGGGGGAAGGUUUUGGCCCCCUGCCAGUUCCUCGUCACGGUCCCGGUAAAGGGCCUGGUGGGGUACAGGGAGGCCAGGGAGCAGCGCUGGCGAUACUACACCCUGCGGGGCACCAGGCUCCCCUGUCCCUUGCAGGACCCAGAGGGCCUGCGGCAGUGGCUGGAGGCGGAGCAGUUCAUGAAGAGCCAGUGGCAGUGGCAUGAGGCAGACGUGAACAUUGAGGGAGAUAUUGUGCCCGCCAAGGUGCUCCAGGUAUUCCGGAAGCUGGUAGAAAACGCAAUUGGAACCUGUCAUCUCUCAGGUAAGGUCAGCAUGCUGACGCAGCUCUCCGCAGUUUGGGUUGCCAUGGAAACCUCCACAUGUCAGGUGGAGCUAGAGCUGGUCCCCACGGUGGAGAUCCCUACCGUCUGGCCCGAGAAAGCUCGCUGGCCUCCCUGUCUGAAGCGCUGGCCUUCCCGACAACGAGUGGAGUGUAUCAAGUCGUUUGGGUUUGCCUUGUUGGCCUGUUCAAAUUAUCACUGGCAGCAGAGUUUCCUGCAGGCUGAGCAGGUACUGCUAGACCAGCUGGAUGAGGACGGGGGCUGCCGCAGGAAGUGCUUCCAGGCCCUGAGGCAGAUGAAGGAGGACGUCUGGUGUCCGGGAAAGAGGCCUGUCAUCACGUCCCACCAUCUGCAGACGGUGCUCUUUUGGACUUGUGAGAAAUACCCCCACCCGAAGGAGUGGCAGGUGUUCAGCAAAGCGUUCCUGCGCCUGGUGAGGAAGCUGCACAAGUGUGUGAGCCAGCACUUUCUGAAGCACUAUUUCGUGCGCAAGAGCAACCUGCUCCAGCAUGCCAGCUCGGGCGAACUGGACACCGUGGCCCAGAAGCUGGCUCUCUUCCUGAAGAACCCCCAGAUCGGCCUGCCCUGACGCUGCCCCUGCCUGGGGGGCUCUUGGACGCUUUAUCCUGGCUCGACCUCGUUCCCUGGAGGAUCCUGCUCAGGAGAGAAGCAACGUGUGGCACAGGAGAUGACAUUGGCCCACUAGCACUUAAGGGGGGAACACUGUACCCCAACAUGUCCAAUCUCAGCUUCCCUAGAGCCAAGCAAGCAUUUCAGCCCUCACGAGCUACCUCUCUCGGGGACAAGCUGUCAUCAGGCUUCCCCAAGCCAUCGAUUCCGAGCUGAUGACAGCACUGGAUGUGUUCUCCUCGCUCGGGCUCUGAGUGUCUGCCGGGGAGGAUGGAGACAAGAACCCCUGGGGGGCCAGGCAUCGGCCUGCGGCCCAGGACUGGUGCUCCAGCCCACUGACGGUGGGCUCAUUACCUUUCCACUCGCAAAUGCAGCUGUGAAUGUGCCUUUCUGAGCCUGCGGGACUAUGCUGGUGCCCUUACUAGAGGAGGGCACUGGGUCAACACAAAGUGUUAGUCAUUGGUUGGUAGCCGGCGUUUGCCUGCUGGAUCGGCACCAACACCGCUGACGGGGUGAUUGUGUCUGAUCGGUGGGCAUGCCUGCCCUGGCCUUCCUGCCCUCAGUUCUCCUGAACCGUACUUCGGGUCGUGUGGUUCUAGCUGCUUCCCUGGUGUUCUCUAAGAGGGGAGAGGGUGAUUUUGAUGGCCAGUGCCGGCCAGAGGUGAAAGUUCAGCCCUGCUUGCCAGUCUGCUCCGGCCAUUCCCCUUUUCUUGUGCCCGAUGUUUUAUAUUCUUAGAAUGGGCCCAGGAUGAUGACCUCCAAGAAAUGGCUUGGUGUCACCCACCUCUCAA